UUGCCUCUAGGGUUUUUCCAUCGCGCCAGACUCUGCGGCUUAGGCGUCUAUCGGAUCUUCGAAACCCUAAUCAUGGCGGAACAGACGGAGAAGGCUUUUCUGAAGCAGCCCAAGGUGUUUCUUAGCUCGAAGAAAUCGGGAAAAGGAAAGAGACCAGGAAAAGGAGGAAAUCGGUUCUGGAAGAGUAUUGGUUUGGGAUUCAAAACUCCGAGAGAGGCAAUUGAAGGAACAUACAUCGAUAAGAAGUGCCCAUUCACUGGCACUGUUUCUAUAAGGGGACGUAUACUUGCUGGGACCUGCCACAGUGCCAAGAUGGUGAGAACCAUCAUUGUUAGACGUAAUUAUCUACACUACGUGAAGAAAUAUCAAAGGUACGAAAAGAGACACUCUAACAUUCCAGCACACAUAGCUCCUUGCUUUAGGGUAAAAGAGGGAGACCAUGUCAUCAUUGGCCAGUGCAGGCCGUUGUCAAAGACCGUGAGGUUUAAUGUAUUGAAAGUCAUUCCUGCUGGAUCAUCCACAGCUGGUAAGAAGGCCUUCACAGGAAUUUAAGCCCAGAAUUUUCAGGUCCCGUAUUUGUUUAUGUUAAAGAGAUGAUAUGUUAGCAUGAGUUUUUUUCUUUUUUCAGCUAGAUGUUCUUUUCACUUCAUUUGUUGACCGAAUAUCUCAUUAUUGUGAUACUACUACUGCAAUUUUGAUUCCCUAAGUUUUUCUCAUUACCAUCGUGUUUAACUUCUUAAUUUAAUAGCAUAACCUUCAAUGCC
Molecule: messenger RNA, 764 nt
Organism: Cucurbita moschata (crookneck pumpkin)
Lineage: Eukaryota; Viridiplantae; Streptophyta; Magnoliopsida; Cucurbitales; Cucurbitaceae
Product: 40S ribosomal protein S11
Exons: 6
Coding region: 73-552 (159 amino acids)
Biological process (GO): translation
Cellular component (GO): cytosolic small ribosomal subunit; ribosome
Molecular function (GO): structural constituent of ribosome
Source: RefSeq, a predicted model, not a curated record